Molecule: messenger RNA, 429 nt
Organism: Colletotrichum chrysophilum
Lineage: Eukaryota; Fungi; Ascomycota; Sordariomycetes; Glomerellales; Glomerellaceae
Exons: 1
Coding region: 1-429 (142 amino acids)
Cellular component (GO): cytoplasm
Molecular function (GO): protein binding
Source: RefSeq, a predicted model, not a curated record
AUGUCUCAACUGAUUGAGACUGACCAUGCAGAUAUCAACGCGGCUAUACCUUCAAAUGGGAAGACACCGCUCUUCUUCUUCCUCGAUCGCAACGCUACAUUUCUGGCUCACAAAUCCCUAGACUAUGGCCAGGACUGCAAGGUCGUGGAUAGGGAGGGUAAUGAGGAAUUGCACGUGGCCCUCGGUAAGUCCAACUCAGACGCCAGAAUCAUCAAGAAACUGAUCGAGGCAGGCACCGACGACAAUCUCAGCAACAAGUCUGACAUAACACCUAUGGACGUCAUGAGGCUAUCAGGCGAAUACGCGAAAGAGAUUUGGGGCAUGUUACUCCGUGCCGGUGCUGACAUCAAUGCCAAAGACAAAUAUGGCCGUACCGCACUUUUUAGGAUGGUCAAGUCCCGUACUUCCAAGACCCUCACAGAGACAUGA